UGCUCCAAACCUUCACAAAUCACCUUCACAUUAUCACAUACAUGUAUGGAGUAAUCGUUUAUGCUUGAUUCCUUCCUCGCUAUAAUUAAUUGUGAUGGGCAGCAAUCGCAUCAAUUCGUCGCGAGAUGAUCAUGAUCAGCUACACCGCGAAGACAGUUUCUCCUUCAACUGCUUCGAUUUCAACUCCGCUCCGUCUGUUUUCUCCGAGGAUGACGAUUAUGCAAGUGCCGUUGAUGAUGAUGAAUCAUACAUCGAAAUAGCGCUGGAUAAUGAUGAUGAUGAUGGAGAUGACUCUGGGGAAUUCGAAUUACGUAUUUCACUCUCGACGUCUGACACCAAAAUCCAACAGAAUUACCCUACUGCCUUUGAGGCUGACAGGACGACCCCAUCGUCGUCGUCGUCAACCGUCUCUUUCAGCUGUUCUUCUUCAACAGCCUGUAGUUUGGCCGGAGCGCCAUCGGAGAUUGGCGAGGAAAAAUUCAUAGACAUCAAUCAGUGGGAGCUUGUAAGGAGCAGGAAAACAUCAAAGAGCACAAAUACAAUGGCAAUGAAUAGUGGUAUCACGAGGUGGUUCAUUGUAAAGUUUCAAGCCAUAAAAGUCCGAAACUUGCUAGCAUCAUUUGCGAAACCCCUUCAAGUUAUUUCUUCUCAGGGAAACAGUAGUGGUCGUACUACUGAUCAACACAAGAAGAAAAGAUCUAAAGAGAUUAUUCAAUAUUCUCAGAGACUGAUUAAGCCUUUCGACAAAUGGAUAGAUCAGAGGAGCAAUCAGGGAAACAGAGACAUCAAAAAUUCUUUGAGAGGUGGUGGUGAGAGAUAUUCCAGAGUGCUGGAGAUAAAUUUGGAUCCUAUAAGAGGUGUUCUAGAAGCUGUGAGCAUAAGCAUGGGAAUUGGUCGCAAAUAUAGACAGACGAGAAGCUGCCCAACUUCUAUCGAGUCCUCCCCAGUUCACAGAGGUACUUUCCCAAGCGGGAGCAAACUUCACACAGGAGAAAACUCCAUCGAGGCCGCCAUUGCCCACUGUAAAACAUCAUUUGCCCAAAAGUCCCAUUUUUGUCUUUGAACUUGUCCUGCGCUUUGGUUUGAGAGCUGAUGUCUGUAGAUUGUAGGGAGUUUUGCCCGUGUUUUGUAUUCAUCAAGUCUCUCUCGACUCUCUUGAAUAUCUAUAUAUUACGAUUAUUACCA
Corylus avellana is the source of this 1185-nucleotide messenger RNA. RefSeq lists its product as uncharacterized. The record is from RefSeq and is a predicted model, not a curated record. NCBI's taxonomy places the organism in Eukaryota, Viridiplantae, Streptophyta, Magnoliopsida, Fagales, Betulaceae.